GAUGCUUCUCUUUAUUUACAAACUCCUGCUUUUCCAUCAACUUCAUACAAAAGCAGAAAAGUCUCUUUGCCGAAUAAUGGGAGACUCGAAGUACCCACUGUUAUCCAAGGAUGGAGACGUAACUAUUGGAGCCCUUUUUCCAAUCCGGAGCACAGAGACAUUACCGUCAUUUGAGUUUACAAAAAAACCUCAGCUGCUAUCAUGCUCCAGUGUGAAUGUAAGAGGUUUUCGGAUGGCUCAGACAAUGACUUUUGCUAUUGAGGAGAUUAAUCAAAGUGAAAGCUUGCUUCCAAAUGUUUCUAUUGGCUACCAUAUUUAUGAUAGUUGUGGUUCAAGACUGUCUACCAUGAGUGCAACUAUGGCAUUGAUGAACGGUCAUGUGUUUGCAGUAGGGGAAAGAUGUGAUGGACAAUCUCCUAUACAUGCUAUCAUAGGAGAAACAGAGUCUUCUGCUACAAUGAUUCUGUCUAGAACUACAGGACCUUUUAAAAUUCCAGUAAUAAGUCACUCGGCUUCAUGUGAAUGUCUCAGUAAUAGGAAAGAUUAUCCUUCUUUCUUUAGGACUAUUGCUAGUGACUACCACCAGAGCAGAGCACUUGCAUACAUAGUCAAGCACUUUGGCUGGUCUUGGGUGGGAGCUGUGAACAGUGAUAAUGACUAUGGAAACAAUGGGAUGACAAUAUUUCUGAAUACAGCCCAGGAAGAGGGGAUCUGUGUGGAGUACUCUGUGAAAUUCUACAGAACAGAGCCUGACAAACUCCAAAAAGUGGUAGAGACAAUUAAAAAAAGCACAGCAAAAGUGAUUGUUGCUUUUCUUACUACUUCUGAGAUGUACAACCUACUCAAGCAGCUAAAUAUUCAAAACAUUACAGGCCUCCAAAUGAUUGGUGUUGAGUCAUGGAUAACGGCAAAGAGUUUGAUCACUCCAAACAGUUUUCAUGUGCUAGGAGGCUCAUUGGGGUUUGCAGUAAGAAAAGUUGAUAUUGAAGGUUUUUCAGAUUAUGUUAUAAAAGCAUUCUGGAAAACAGCUAUUCCAUGCUUACGAACUGAAAAAAAUUCCUCUCAAUAUGCGUUAAAUUGUAAUGUAUAUCAAGAUCUGCUUGCGCUGAAAAACUACAAUGAAGAUGUGCCUGAACAAAGAUAUGCAAGCAAUGUCUACAAAGCAGUUUAUGCAGUGGCUCAUUCACUGCACAGUCUACUCAAGUGCAAAGAAAUUAAGGGCUGUGAAAAAGACCUUAAAUUACAAUCACAGCAGGUUGUUGAGGCUCUAAAAAACGUAAAUUUUACUGUAAAGAUGGGUGAUCGUGUGUGGUUUGACAGCACUGGUGGCGUAGUAGCCCAAUAUGAAGUUGUAAACUGGCAGAAGGACUCUGAUGGAUCAGUCCAGUUUAAACCAGUAGGAUACUAUGAUGCCUCACUGCCUCCUGACCAGCGCUUUGUGCUCAACACUGAAAACAUAAUCUGGGUUGGAGGACAGCUGGAGAAGCCAAGAUCUGUGUGCAGUGAGAGUUGCCCUCCAGGCACUAGAAAGGCUACACAGAAAGGAAGACCUGUCUGCUGUUAUGACUGUAUUCCAUGUGCAGAAGGAGAAAUCAGUAAUGAGACAGAUUCAAAUAACUGCAAGCAGUGUCCAGGGGAAUACUGGUCUAAUGCUGAAAAAAAUAAAUGUGUGUUAAAGGCUGUAGAGUUUCUGUCAUUCACAGAAGUUAUGGGCAUAGUGCUAAUCUUUUUCUCACUGUUUGGAGUUGGAUUAACUGCACUGGUAGCCAUUCUGUUUUACAGUAAGAAGGACACCCCUAUAGUAAAAGCCAACAACUCAGAGCUGAGUUUCCUGCUGCUCUUCUCAUUGACUCUGUGUUUCCUCUGUUCACUUACUUUCAUUGGUCGGCCCACUGAGUGGUCCUGUAUGUUGCGCCACACAGCAUUUGGAAUCACUUUUGUCCUCUGUAUCUCUUGUGUUCUGGGGAAAACAAUAGUUGUGUUAAUGGCCUUUAAGGCUACACUUCCAGGAAGCAAUGUCAUGAAAUGGUUUGGACCUGCACAACAACGACUCAGUGUUCUUGCCUUUACACUUAUACAGGUUCUUAUCUGUGUACUUUGGUUAACUUUAUUUCCUCCAUUUCCCUACAAAAAUAUGAAAUAUUAUAAGGAAAAGAUUAUUCUUGAGUGCAGUCUGGGUUCUACUACAGGUUUUUGGGCUGUCCUGGGUUAUAUUGGCCUGCUGGCUGUUUUGUGCUUCAUUCUGGCUUUUUUGGCUCGCACACUGCCUGAUAACUUCAAUGAAGCCAAAUUCAUCACAUUCAGUAUGCUCAUAUUCUGUGCUGUAUGGAUCACGUUUAUACCAGCUUAUGUCAGUUCUCCUGGAAAAUUCACUGUAGCUGUAGAGAUAUUUGCCAUUUUAGCGUCAAGCUUUGGUUUACUAUUUUGCAUAUUUGCACCAAAAUGUUACAUUAUCCUAUUCAAACCUGAGCAAAAUACAAAACAACAUAUGAUGGGAAAAGUACCACCUAAGUCCUUUUGA
Molecule: messenger RNA, 2521 nt
Organism: Labeo rohita (rohu)
Lineage: Eukaryota; Metazoa; Chordata; Actinopteri; Cypriniformes; Cyprinidae
Product: extracellular calcium-sensing receptor
Exons: 6
Coding region: 2-2521 (839 amino acids)
Biological process (GO): G protein-coupled receptor signaling pathway
Cellular component (GO): membrane
Molecular function (GO): G protein-coupled receptor activity
Source: RefSeq, a predicted model, not a curated record